This is a messenger RNA of Drosophila teissieri, 1680 nucleotides long. RefSeq names its product U4/U6 small nuclear ribonucleoprotein Prp31 (gene Prp31). The record is from RefSeq and is a predicted model, not a curated record. The transcript is spliced from 4 exons. Gene Ontology annotation, biological process: spliceosomal tri-snRNP complex assembly; mRNA splicing, via spliceosome. Bases 70 to 1575 code for a protein of 501 amino acids. Gene Ontology annotation, cellular component: precatalytic spliceosome; U4/U6 x U5 tri-snRNP complex; U4 snRNP. NCBI's taxonomy places the organism in Eukaryota, Metazoa, Arthropoda, Insecta, Diptera, Drosophilidae.
CGGUCACUUCGAUUCCAAAACAAACUUAAUUUCACGAGUUUUUAAAAUAAAUUUUAGAAAUAAGCCAAAAUGUCGCUCGCCGAUGAGCUUUUAGCCGAUCUCGAGGAAGACAAUGACAAUGAGCUGGAGGAGGAGGAUGCGGAAAUGGCCACUGCCGAGGACGAAAGCUUGCUGGCGGAGAAGCUGGCCAAGCCGGCUCCCAAUCUGAUGGACGUGGAUGUAACCGUGCAGUCGGUGCGGGAACUUUGCAAGCUGCGUGACUCGGAGCGCCUCAGGAACACGCUGCAGCAGAUCGAGCACUAUGCCAGUCGCCAAAGAACCGCAGCCGAAAUGCUGGGAUCCGUGGAAUCCGAUCCUGAAUACUGUCUGAUCGUGGACGCGAAUGCCAUAGCCGUGGACAUUGACAACGAGAUCUCCAUUGUGCACAAGUUCACCAAGGAGAAGUACCAGAAGCGGUUCCCCGAACUGGACUCCCUGAUCGUGGGCGAAAUUGAGUACUUGCUGGCGGUCAAGGAGCUGGGCAAUGACCUGGACCAGGUCAAGAACAACGAGAAGCUGCAGGCCAUCCUCACACAGGCCACCAUUAUGAUUGUAUCAGUCACAGCGUCCACCACACAGGGAACCAUGUUGACACCAGCGGAGAAGGCCAAGAUCGACGAGGCCUGUGAAAUGGCCAUCGAGCUGAACAACUUCAAGUCCAAGAUCUACGAGUAUGUAGAGAGUCGCAUGACCUUCAUAGCCCCAAAUCUUUCCAUGAUCGUUGGAGCAUCGACGGCAGCUAAACUAUUGGGCAUUGCUGGUGGUCUUUCCAAACUGUCCAAAAUGCCGGCCUGCAAUGUUCAGGUGUUGGGCGCACAGAAGAAAACCCUGUCGGGCUUCUCACAAACGCAGAUGCUGCCGCACACUGGCUACGUGUACUACUCUCAGAUUGUUCAGGAUACUGCGCCAGAUCUGCGACGCAAGGCAGCUCGCUUGGUGGCCGCCAAGUCCGUGCUGGCUGCUCGUGUGGAUGCCUGUCAUGAGAGUGUCCACGGCGAGAUUGGACUGCGCUUCAAGGAGGAUGUGGAAAAGAAACUGGACAAGCUGCAGGAGCCGCCGCCGGUGAAGUUCAUAAAGCCGCUGCCCAAACCAAUCGAGGGAAGCAAGAAAAAGCGAGGAGGCAAACGCGUGCGCAAGAUGAAGGAGCGAUAUGCGCUAACGGAGUUCCGCAAACAAGCAAACCGCAUGAAUUUCGGAGACAUCGAGGAGGAUGCCUACCAAGGAGAUCUGGGCUACUCCCGAGGCACUAUCGGCAAAACUGGCACUGGCCGCAUCCGAUUGCCCCAGGUGGAUGAGAAGACCAAGGUGCGCAUCAGCAAGACGUUGCACAAGAACCUCCAGAAGCAGCAGGUGUAUGGCGGAAACACCACGGUCAAACGGCAAAUCUCCGGAACAGCCUCCAGUGUGGCCUUUACGCCACUGCAAGGUCUGGAGAUUGUGAAUCCCCAGGCGGCGGAACGUUCGCAGACGGAAGCCAAUGCCAAAUACUUUUCAAACACCUCCGGAUUCCUGUCAGUGGGACAGCGAACCACCUAAAGGAACAGCUCUGUCCUUAUUUUCUAUAAAAUUAAGCACUUUUAUUUGGAGAUUUGUCGAAUGUAUAUUGAGUUAGGCGUAGUAAAGCUGCACAAGAGAUUCAAA